Molecule: messenger RNA, 1682 nt
Organism: Lytechinus variegatus (green sea urchin)
Lineage: Eukaryota; Metazoa; Echinodermata; Echinoidea; Temnopleuroida; Toxopneustidae
Product: p21-activated protein kinase-interacting protein 1-like
Exons: 9
Coding region: 1-1071 (356 amino acids)
Molecular function (GO): protein binding
Source: RefSeq, a predicted model, not a curated record
AUGGCGAAGCACGUGCGUCUUCAAGUUUUUGCUGGCUGCUAUGAAAGGACCACUUUCGGAUACGAUCUGUUGGAAAAUGAAGCGGAGGAUGGUUCCCCGGACUUUGCCUUCAAAGUGAGGUUCACAAACAAUGCCCAUACUGGAUGCAUCAAGGCGCUUGCAGCAAGCAGCCGUCACCUAGCCUCGGGGAGCACAGAUGAAAUCAUCAAUCUUUAUGAUCUAGAGGAGAAUGUGGAACUAGGAUCUCUUCUACAACACAAUGGCUCUGUGGCAUCGCUCAGUUUUCAUGAAGACGGUCACAUGAUUAGCAGUGGAGAAGAUGGUGUAAUUUGCAUAUGGGGUACUAAGACAUGGGAAUGUAUGAAGAUUCUCAAAGGCCACAAGGAUGCCAUAAAUUCAGUAGCCGUCCAUCCUUCUGGCAAGCUGGCCCUCUCGGUCAGCAAAGACAAGACGUUACGAACAUGGAACUUACUGAAAGGCAGGGCAGCUUACACCACUAAUAUUAAGAAAGUGUCGGACAUUGUGCUAUGGUCCCCCGAUGGCCAGUUAUAUGCGGUCAUCACCAACGAUCUUGUUGAGAUUUAUGACAUCACUACUGCUUCCGUUUGCUGCUCGUGCAAAAGCAAUGUCAAGAUAUUAUCAGCAUGUUUUCUUACAGAUAGAGUUCUUGUCACUGCAGGUGAAGGGGAAAUGAUAUCACUUCUCAAAGUGAAUGAAAAGAAAACCAAGUUGUCUCAGCUUACAGAAUUCAAAGCUCACGAAAAGAGAAUAAAGUCUUUGAGAUGUGUGAAUGCUAAAGGUAGCCAAUCUAGCCAGACUGAGAAGUGGCUUCUGUCAGCAUCCAGUGAUGGUUUUCUCAAAAUAUGGUGUAUAGAUACUGAAAAGAUCACAGGUUGUCCAGUCUUACUCUCGGAGGUGAAUUCCAAAGCUCGACUGACAUGCUUAGCAAUAAGGAAUGCGCCCUCUGCAGUUGAUGGAGAGAAAGAGACAACGCAGCAAGCAACAAAACGCUCCACGGAAAGCAAUUCUGAUGACCCUGUGGUCAAGAAGAAAAAGAAGAGUAAACCUUGAUAAACCAUGCUUGUCUGGAUCCCCUUGUGUAAAAAUAUCUCUUAUUUACAAUAACAGAUAACCUUUUGGAGCUAAAGUCACUAAUAUUGUGUCCAACAUGCACAUUUGCAUGGUCAGUUGUAUGCUCAAAAAUGCUGAUUUGUGUCCAGAUAUACUUGAAUGGUCUACUCAAUGAUGAUUGGUCCAACAAUUUUCUGAUUCCAGCAUCUUAAAAGGGAAGUUCACCCUAAAGAAAACUUUUGUAAAAAUAGCAGAAAAAAUAAUAAGUAUUGGUAUUCGAGGAAAAACCAUUAGAGAUUAAGAAAGUUAUUAAAAUUAUGAGGUUUUUUAUUUGUGACAUCGUAAACGAGCAGCUGCCCCAUAUGUAAGAUAGUAUGCAUAAAUCUCAACUUUUCAAUGGUUGGUGAUUACAUACGUUUGUUUUCUUUUUAGGAAAGCGAAUAAAAUAAUUAGUUUAUUUUCAUUUAGUCCAAUGUCAAUUGAUCCAAUUGCCAUCUCCUCUAUUAUCAUUUGAUCAGUUCAUCCAAUUUCCUUAUGGUCUAAUUGCCAUUUUGUCCACUCACCAUUUUGUCUAAUAACCAGUUGGUCCAAUAGCCAUUUAGUCCAUGUAG